Messenger RNA from Penicillium robsamsonii, 1560 nucleotides. RefSeq names its product cytochrome P450. Gene Ontology annotation, molecular function: monooxygenase activity; oxidoreductase activity, acting on paired donors, with incorporation or reduction of molecular oxygen; iron ion binding. The record is from RefSeq and is a predicted model, not a curated record. The transcript has 3 exons. The coding region runs from base 1 to 1560 and encodes 519 amino acids. NCBI's taxonomy places the organism in Eukaryota, Fungi, Ascomycota, Eurotiomycetes, Eurotiales, Aspergillaceae.
AUGGCAUUUUCGAUCACUGCCUCGGCGAUAGCAUUUGUCGCUGGUUACAUCUUCUACAGGGUGUUAAUUUACCCUGUAUUUCUUUCCCCGCUGUCGAAGAUCCCCAACGUCCACUGGAGUGCUUCCUUCUCGCCGGUAUGGAUGUUAUGGAGGCGAUUCACAAGCCGAAACAACCGGACGAUUCAGGGCGCCCACGAGAAACUCGGUCCUAUCAUUAGGCUAGGUCCAUCAGAGAUCUCGAUCAACUGUGUUGAGGGAGGGAUCAAGUCGGUCUAUGCUGGCGGGUUUGAGAAGCAUGACUGGUAUCCACGAGUGUUCGCGUCAUUUGGAACAGUGAGCAUGUUCACCAUGACAGGAAGCAAGGCACAUUCAACUCGAAAAAAGAUGUUGUCUAACAUCUAUUCCAAAUCAACUCUGCAAGCAUCCCCUCAUAUGCGGAUAGUUUCAAAUGCAGUCAUCUUCGAUCGACUGCUGCCGAUUCUUCAAGAAGCGGCAAUUUCCGGCAAAUCUGUCGAUGUGCAUGAUCUAAACCAGGGACUGACAUUGGACUUCGUCUCAUCCUAUCUAUUCGGUUUGAAGAAUGGCACUAAUUACCUGCAAGAUGAUUCUGUGCGUAAGCCCUGGCUUCAUCUUUACAUGUGCCGAAAGCCAUUCGAGUUUUAUGCCCAGGAGGUCCCAUAUUUGGAUGGAUGGCUAAGGCAGAUUGGUCUUCGCGUGAUACCCAAAUACUGCGACGAAGCCAAUGCAAUGCUCGAUUCUUGGGCUCUGGACCUAUGCGAUAGGGCGGAGCAGGUAAUUUCAGCGACAGAGCCAGGCAUCGAACCAACUGUCUAUAAGCAGUUGAAACAAUCCUUGGACAAGCAUUCUACGAAGAAUGGAGAAGCAGAGCCAGACAAGGCCCAGCAGCGACUCGAUAUAGCUUGCGAGAUGUACGACCAACUGACUGCCGGCUUUGAAACCAGUGCUGUUGGUCUCACAUAUCUAUUCUGGCAACUCUCCCGACACCCAGAAGUGCAGAACAAGCUCCGAGAGGAGCUACUCACUCUAAACCCCCCUAUUUCGUACCCAAGGACGGCCGAGCUGCCGACAGCGAAGUCAAUCGAUAGCCUUCCCCUGCUGGAGGCGAUUGUGACAGAAACCUUGAGACUUCAUGCUCCGAUCCCUGGUAUUCAGCCUCGGGUAACGCCGUCUCCAUCUUGCACGCUGGCCGGUUAUGCAGAUAUCCCACCUAACACCCGAGUGAAUGCGCAAGCAUAUUCACUACACCGCAACCCAGAGGUAUUCCCAGAUCCAGAAACCUGGCAGCCGAAGCGUUGGCUGGAGGCUGAAAAUUCGCCGGCUAAUCUGGAAGAGCGACGUCGGUGGUUCUGGGCAUUUGGAAGUGGAGGACGUAUGUGUGUGGGAAGCAAUCUUGCACUGCAAGAAAUGAAAUUGGCCGUGGCUGCGAUAUACACCAACUUUUGCACCACCAUUGUCAACGAUGACAAUAUUGAAGCCAUCGAUGCUUACACUGUGAAACCGACAGGCGAUAAACUGAUCCUCAAGUUUGAGUCUGUUUGA